AUGGCUUCCAUCCGAGUGCUGUCGUUCGAUGCUGAGGGCCGCCCUGUGAAGUUCGCCACUUGGCUGGAUGACCUGCAGCUGUUCCUUCUGAGCGAUAGCAAGGAGCAUGUGUCGCUCUAUGAUUACGCGUCUGGUGCUGCACCUGCCCCUCCUGCCACAGCUGAGCUUAGUGUUCGUUCCCACUGGCAGACUCGUGACGCAGCUGCUCGCCUAGCCAUUCGCAGUCACCUGCCGUUAGCUGAGCUCGAGCAUUUUGGCGACUGCAAAUCCGCUAAGGCCCUGUACGAUGCUGUCGUUGCUCGCUACUCCUCGCCUGCCACAGCCGAGCUUAGCCGCCUCAUGCUGCCGUACCUGUUCCCUGACCUGUCCACCUUUGCUACAGUCGCCGAUCUUAUCACCCACCUUCGCACUAGUGAUGCCCGCCUUCGUGCCGCCCUUCCCACCGAGUUCUGCGCUAAGAACCCCCCUCCCCUGUACUGGACACUCCACUUCAUAGUCACCCGUCUCCCUGACACCCUCAGCUCAGUUCGAGACCACUUCCUUGCUCGCUGUCCCACUGAGCUCACCGUUGCCCUCCUAGAGGAGCAGCUGCUAGCGGCCGAAAAGAGCAUAGUAGCUGUCGGUGCUGCUCGUGGCGCUCCUCGCACCCCCAUCUUUGAGGGGUGUUCUCCCUCUCCCCUCGCUCCCUCCUACGCUACUGCUGCUGCUGUUGACUUCCUUGGUGCUGAGUCUGCUGGCGCUGCUUCUGCUCCUAGUGGGAGGCGCCGCACCGGCAAGGGCAAGGGGGGCAAGGGUGGCGGGGGUGGCGCUGGGGGGGCGGCGGUGGGGGAGGUGGGGGGGGAGGCGGUGCUGGAGGGAGCGGUGGCGGGAGUGCUGGUGGGAGUGGGGUCGGCAGCGGAGGCGGGGGCGGCGGAGGGAGCGGUGGCGGUGGUGGCGGCGGCGGCGGUGGCGGCGGCGGCGGCGGUGGCGGCGGUGGCGGUGGCGGUCGGAGCGGAGGUAGUGGUGGUGGCGGAGGUCGGAGUGGAGGCACCGGCUCGGGCCAGAGCUCCCAGCAGCAGCAGCGUCCCCAGACGACCCAGCAGCUUCACGUGUGGGAGGUUCCACACCCCGUACCGCUGCUUCUCCCGCCUUGACGACGCUUGGCGUGAGGAGAUGGGCGAGGAUGUUGAGCGCCCCCGCUGGGCUGAGCUCAUGAGGGCUGGUGUUGAUAUCUUUGCUCUUGACUAUGAUGCUAUUAUUGCUGCCAUGUAUGCAUUGACUGUUAGUGCCGAGGGAGACUGUUACUUGUGUGUGCCGCCUGACCCAGGUAUAGAGCCCGCUGCCCUGGGUACUAGUGAGUCUGCUCUCUCUGGUAUGGUGCCCCCGGUACUUGCUCCCUCCAGUGCUGUCCCGGCUGUUUGCGAGUCUGCUCUCUCAGGUACAGCACCCACAGAGACUGCUCUCUCAGGUACCGCACCGGCUGAGGCCUGUCACACCUUCACCCUUGACUCAGGUGCUUCCCGCUGUUUCUUUCGUGACAGUACUGAGCUCACACCGCUUCCUGCACCGGUUCCAGUCUCCUUGGCUGACCCCUCUGGGGGCCCAGUCCUUGCCCAGUCCACCACUGUGCUCCCUUGUCCGGCGGUUCCGUCUGGCUCGUUGUCGGGUUUCCACCUCCCCUCGUUCUCGACGAACCUGGUGAGCAACGCUGUUAUCCAGGAUCAGUGGGUUGACACCUUCACCCCAGGAGGACAGCGUGUGGCGAUCUGCACGUGCUCCAGGACCGGCCGUCACCUGGCUACGUUUACCCGUCGGCCGGGGUCGAGUCUCUACACACUGACCACUGCGUCUCCUCAGGUCGCUGCUGUCGGUCAGGUGUCCGCGUCAGGUCUAGUGGCCCACGCCUGUGAGUGUCGUUCCCUGUCGCACCAGACCCUUCUCUGGCACCAUCGCCUGGGUCACCCCUCCCUACCACGCCUCCGUGGCAUGCACCGUCGCCACCUUGUGUCUGGUCUUCCCAGGUCCCUCCCUCCCCUCCCUGCCUCGCCUGCACCGCCUUGCCUUCCUUGCGUCGAGGGGCGGCAGCGCGCCGCUCCUCACUCCUCCUCGUUCCCCCCGACAGAGGCUCCUCUGCAGACCCUCCACCUGGACGUGUGGGGCCCAGCCCGCGUUCGUGGCCAGGGCGGUGAGCGGUACUUUUUGCUGGUUGUCGACGACUACUCGCGUUACACCACGGUCUUCCCCUUGCGCACCAAGGGUGAGGUCCCUGCUGUUCUGAUCCCUUGGAUCCGCGCAGUUCGUCUCCAGCUCCGCCGCCGUUUCCGGACGGAUCUUCCUGUCCUGCGUCUGCACUCUGACAGAGGUGGUGAGUUUUCCUCCGACCUCUUGAGGGCCUUCUGUCAGGAGGAGGGCAUCGAGCAGACCUUCACGCUUCCGGACUCCCCACAGCAGAAUGGGGUUGCUGAGCGCCGCAUUGGCCUGGUCAUGGAGGUCGCUCGUACCUCCUUGGUCCACGCGGCGGCUCCCCAUUUUCUGUGGCCGUUUGCUGUCCGGUACGCCGCGCAUCAGCUCAACCUCUGGCCCCGUGUCUCCUUGCCGAAGACCUCGCCCACACUGCGUUGGACGGGGGAGGUUGGCGAUGCGUCGCGCUUCCGGGUGUGGGGUGCUCGUGCCCUUGUCCGCGAUACGUCCGCGGACAAGCUCUCCUCCCGCACUCUUCCCUGUGUCUUCCUUGGCUUUGUCCCUGACGCGCCGGGCUGGCAGUUUUACCACCCCACCUCGCGCCGGGUCUUCGCCUCUCAGGACGUCACCUUUGACGAGUCGGUCCCUUUUUACCGUCUCUUCCCCUACCGCACUGCCCCCCUCCCUCCCCCGCCGCUUUUCCUUGCUCCUGGUCCCCCUCCGGUAGACCCCCUUCCCCCUCAGGGUCCUGCUCCUUCAGGUGUCUCUCAGGUAGACCCUCCUCCCGUCACUGAGCCUGUCGAGGUCACAGGUGACUCAGGUGCUGCUGCAGGUGGUGCUGCUGGGAGUGCUGAGCCUGGGGGUGCUGAGCCUGCGGGUGCUGGGCCUGGGAGUGCUGGGACUGCGGGUGCUGGAGCUGAGGGUACUGUGCCUGGGGGUGCUACGACUGGGGGUGCUGAGCCUGCGUGUACGGAGUCUGGGGGUGCCGAGCCUGGGGGUGCUGCUGCUGAGCCUACGGAGCCUCGGGUUGCUGCGUCUGGGGGUGCUCCGGUUCGGGGUGCUGAGCAGUCUCUCACACCGCAGCAGCUUCGUGACUGGUACGUCCGGCGCUUUCGCCGUCCUAGUGGCUCGGCUGGAGCUGGGGGUACUGGAGCUGCCGGGACUGGUUGUUCUGGGCGCACUACGACUGGAGCUGCUGGAGCUGGGGACUCUGGAGCUGGCGGUGCUAGCGGAGUUGUAGCUGCCGACUCUGGGGGUGCUCUUCCUCGCGGUGCUGCGGACCCUGGGGGUGGCGCUGCUGCUGGUGCUGCGGACCCACCUGGUGGAGCUGCUGCUGGAGCUGAGGACCCGAGCGGUGGCGCUACUGCUGGUGCUGGGGACCCGGACGCUGGAGUCUCUUCUGCUUCUGGAGGCGCUGCGCGGCCGCGGCCGUACUUCGUACCGCUCCUUCAGCAGGUUCUUGGGCAGGCUCCUCCUCCUUGUCCUCCUCCCUCCGUAGAUUGUCCUCCGCCUGUCCAGCCGCAGUCACAGUUACCGCCUGCCUCGCCUCUCCCUGCUCCCUCUCCUUACACUGGUCCCACAGGAGGUCUUACAGAGCGUCGUGAGCCUGAGUCUCGUCCUGCGUCGCCUGUCCGUACUGCUCGCACUGGUCGUCGUGUCCGUCGUGAGCGUCCUCCUGCUGUCCCAGGCACUCACUACAUGACUCUGCGUCCGUCCACUGCUCCUCAGCGUGUCCCUCUGCCGUCUCCUCCUGCGUCCUCUUUGCCUGCUGUUCCGGACCCUGAGUCUGACCGGUAUCGUACUGAGCACCCUACUGUCACGCGUCUCCUCGCUACUGUUGUCACUGACCCUACCUUUGAGUCCUCGGCUGCGUCUGCUCUGGUCGCUGAGUUGGUUGACUUUGCUGCUGCCUGUCGUCUAGACUACGCUGCUCGCCUUGUUGCUGAGUCUGAGUCUGCGUCUGUCUGUCCUCCGUCCGUCGGGGGUGAGUGUGCUCUUGGCACGGACGUCCUUGAGGACAGGCAGGAGGACUUUGACUCUCUCGCGGCUGCUGUACCUCAUCUCGUGGCCUGGUUGCUUGCCCCUGAGGGAGACCCGGAUGCACUAGACAUCCCCACUCCGCGCACUUACGCAGAGGCGAUCUCGGGUCCCUACUCCUCUCAGUGGCAGACAGCCAUGGACGCAGAGAUGGCAUCCUGGAAGUCCACAGGCACCUACGUCGACGAGGUUCCCCCUCCUGGGGCGAACAUCGUCGAUGGCAUGUGGAUUUUCAGGGUGAAGCGGCCGCCAGGUUCUCCGCCUGUCUUCAAGGCUCGUUACGUUGCUAGAGGCUUCAGUCAGCGUCAGGGGGUCGACUUCUUCCAGACCUUCUCCCCCACCCCGAAGAUGACCACUCUUCGGGUUCUGCUGCACGUUGCUGCUCAGCGUGACUACGAGCUUCACUCUCUUGACUUCAGCACAGCGUUCCUGCAGGGCAGCCUGCACGAGGAGAUCUGGCUGCGCCGCCCACCUGGCUUUACUGGGUCGUUUCCUCCUGGUACCCAGUGGAGCCUCCGCCGGCCAGUCUACGGUCUUCGCCAGGCGCCACGCGAGUGGCACGACACACUGAGGACUACACUUGCGGCUCUUGGGUUCGCGCCGUCUACUGCUGACCCGUCACUGUUUCUGCGCACAGACACGUCGCUGCCGCCGUUCUACAUUCUCGUGUACGUCGACGACUUGGUCUUUGCUACUACUGACACUGAGGCACUCGCUCGUGUGAAGUCGGAGCUGCAGAAGAGACACACCUGCACUGACCUGGGUGAACUGCGUAGCUACCUUGGCUUGCAGAUCACCCGGGACAGAGCUCGCCGCACCAUCACCCUGACUCAGUCACACAUGGUGCAGCAGGUCCUUCAGCGCUUCGGCUUCCAGUUCUCCUCACCUCAGGCCACACCUCUGGCUACCAGCCACUCGCUCUCAGCUCCACCUUCGGACGAGUCCGUAGAGCCGAGUGGCCCGUACCCAGAGCUUGUAGGCUGCCUCAUGUACCUGAUGACUUGCACGCGACCUGACCUCGCGUACCCUCUUAGCAUCCUUGCUCGUUACGUUGCGCCUGGGAGACACAGGCGAGAGCACUGGGAGGCUGCUAAGAGGGUGCUGCGUUACUUGUGCAGUACAUCAGGCAUGGGGCUGGUGCUUGGAGGACGCGACAGAGUUGUCCUCACUGGUCACUCGGACGCUUCUUGGGUGGACGACCUGGCUACGCAGCGGUCGUCACAGGGUUACACCUUCAGCCUUGGCUCUGGUUCUGUCUCGUGGCGGUCCACCCGCUCUUCCUCUGUUCUCGGCUCUAGUUGUGAGGCUGAGAUCUACGCCACAGCCAUGGCUGCACAGGAGUUACGCUGGCUCACCUACCUGCUGACUGACUUGGGAGAGCGGCCUAGUUCUCCUCCAGUUCUGUACGGUGACAACAAGGCGGCUCUUGCCUUGUGUCAGGAGCACAGACUGGAGCACAGGACGAAGCACAUUGCUCUUCGCUACUUUCUUGCUCGAGAGCUUCAGCAGCGCGGUCAGCUUCGGCUUGUGUACGUGGACUCGAAGGCCAACACUGCUGAUAUCUUCACCAAGGCACUCCCGCCUAGUGAUCAUCAGCGGCACUGUACUUCUUUAGGCCUUGUGUCCACGUUUCCUCACUUGCUCACUGCUUGA
This is a messenger RNA of Closterium sp. Yama58-4, 5850 nucleotides long. The record is from the annotation of a GenBank genome assembly. Lineage: Eukaryota; Viridiplantae; Streptophyta; Zygnematophyceae; Desmidiales; Closteriaceae.